Fulvia fulva is the source of this 795-nucleotide messenger RNA. RefSeq names its product Short-chain dehydrogenase/reductase phmF. The record is from RefSeq and is a predicted model, not a curated record. Lineage: Eukaryota; Fungi; Ascomycota; Dothideomycetes; Mycosphaerellales; Mycosphaerellaceae. The transcript is spliced from 2 exons. Bases 1 to 795 code for a protein of 264 amino acids.
AUGAACGUGGGAACUCUGAUUAUGGGUUGCCGAAGCGUCUCGAAGGGCGAGGCAGCAAAGAGAGAGAUCAUUGGCAAAGGCUCUCGAGCCGAUGUUCAAGUAUGGGAAGUCGACAUGGCCAGCUACUCCUCCGUCAGGGCCUUCGCGAGCCGGAUAAGCAGAGAGUGCCAGCGGGUUGAUGCAGUUCUCGCCAACGCCGGCAUUUCGACCAAUCAGUUCCACGUUGCGGAGAGCCUCGAGGAGACACUAACAGUCAACGUCGUCUCGACUUUUCUCCUUUCGCUCUUGGUCCUGCCAUCACUUGAGCAGACGGCCCGACGAACCGGCUCGCCUACCCACCUCUCCAUCGUUGGCUCGAACGUCCACGCCUUCAAGGAAGCAGACAUGGGCGCUCGAUACUUCCAAACUAAGCUCAUGGUCAUGCUCCUAGUCCAAGAAAUUGCUGGCCGGAUCUCGAAGUUGGACAAGGCCAGUAACUCAAGAAGCGUCAUCGUCAACUGCCCUAGCCCAGGCUGGUGCAAGACACCACUGUUCAGGACAGACGAUGGUGGCUUCUGGGGUCGGAACAUGUUGAAGCUGAUUGGUCGUGAUGCAGAGCCUGGUGCAAGGUGCUUCACUUCUGCUAUCGCUGCGGGUCCAGAGACACAUGGCCAGUACCUAAGCGAAUGCCAGGUGAAGAACACAUCAGCUUGGGUAAGGAGUCAGGAAGGCAAGGAGAGCCAGAAGAAGCUUUGGGGCGAGAUGCAAAUGUUGCUGAACCAGAUAUCACCGGAAGCGACUGAGGUAUUGGUAUGA